Molecule: messenger RNA, 1006 nt
Organism: Procambarus clarkii (red swamp crayfish)
Lineage: Eukaryota; Metazoa; Arthropoda; Malacostraca; Decapoda; Cambaridae
Source: RefSeq, a predicted model, not a curated record
UAAAUCUUAACAAUGAGAAAAAUUAGUAUUAAUUGUUGGGGACAGGUAGAUGUGGAGGAAAGGCGUCAUUAUAGAGGUAAAGCUGGGCCGAGAGAGCAGGCCAAGAUACACGUAGAUGUUCGAGAUGUUGUGUGUUCAUGUGAUGUGGCACUGUUGGCCUCCCAGUACUUGAGAGGUGAAGGUGUAGACACACGGGUGUUUGGAGAUGCUGUCACUGCUGUAGACCGGGCUCUGGAGCUGGCCCUCUCACUUAUGGUUGAUGAAGAGACAGCAAUAUUAAAUAUCAGUAUUCCAGGAAAACAUGUCAGUGAUGAUCAUACUGAGAUGGUUGUACUCUCAUGUACUGUGUCAUUAAGCAUUGUUGAGAAUGGGAAAUUAAUGUUUGAAUUCACUCCCAAGGAAAAACUAGCAAUUGCUGUCAAAUAUAAGACUAUGGGCAGUGGUCUUUACAAAGAAGGUAGUAAAGAAGGUUGUGUUUCAAAGCAAAUAUCUGCUUUUUUUUUCUUUAGAAAUGCAGUAAAGUGGAUCACUAUGAUAAAUGCAGAUGAAUCUGAGGAUAUUUUAGGAGAAAUAAGUGAAAUAAAAUCUCAAUGUUACAAUAAUCUAGCCUUGUAUCAUCUACAUCGGCACCAUUACAAACUUUCUGUUGCUGCAGCUACAACUGUCCUCAUUAUGGAUAAUAAAAAUGUCAAAGCCUUGUAUAGACGGGCAGUGGCCAACACUGCACUUCAGAAUUAUGAAAUAGCUAUUGAUGAUAUUGAAGCAGCCUUAGCCAUUGAUCCUAAUAAUGGACCAGUUAAAAAACAGUGUGAUAUAAUAAGAAGAAAACAGAGAGCAAUGUCAGUGAAAUAUGCUAAUGCACUGAAGAAACUUUUCAGUUGAGGAUGAUGUGUUACCAGUAUAGGACGUUAUUCAAGCUUAAGAAAAAUCAUUAGUUAUGUAAGGAACUCUGAAGUGUGUUAUAGAAUUUUUGUAUAAAUGUUUGAAGUUAAAAUUUACAUACACA